Tigriopus californicus is the source of this 2398-nucleotide messenger RNA. RefSeq lists its product as uncharacterized. The transcript is spliced from 2 exons. Bases 1088 to 2254 code for a protein of 388 amino acids. The record is from RefSeq and is a predicted model, not a curated record. Lineage: Eukaryota; Metazoa; Arthropoda; Copepoda; Harpacticoida; Harpacticidae.
ACAGUAGUUGAGAAGCCGACUGAUUUGACCAAUGUAAAGGCCAAGCUCCUCUUGAAAUAAAGCAGGAAAAGACAGUUGUAAACAAAACAGUCUGUCUUGUGUACCGAAAGCAGCCAUGUCCUGAAGAAGGAAAAGGCUGUCAGUUUGACCACCCUCAAUGGUGUCAAACACAUCUCAAGUUCGGCCUUGAGAAGUUCAAUAGGAAGAAAGGAAGUUCAAAGAUAGAUUGUCCUUUUUGCACACAUACAUGUGCCCGAAGUCCAUGAAACUUAAGACAUGCUUUAAUGUACGGUGUACCUCCGUCAACGUAGAAGAGACGCAAAGAAAGCCGAGAAUUAGGAUAGCUCAGUUUUGUAGUUUCAGGGCUGACCCUAUUCCUAGACCUAAUCCCACCCCACCCUCUUUCCUUAACCCAUUAAGCUUCCUCCCUCCCUCUCCUCCUACCCCCACCGUCUCUCCCAAUUCCCUCCUCUUCCUUCAAAUACCCAAUCCACCUCUAUUCCUAUAAACACUCUCCUCCCUAAUAUUCCUUGCCCCACCCCUAUUCCCAAAAUACAUUCCUAUUCAAAUGUAGCUACUCAACCCAUUCCUCAAACCCAACCACCCUCAUUCGCUCAAGCUUUGCCUCCAGUAGAACAUAGCUUUGCUGAGAAGCGGGCUUUUUUACGGUUGAGGAGGAUGGUCCAAGAUCUUGGAAACUUGGUCCGUCAAAAGAGAAGCCCGUAAAGGGGCUAUGUUAGAACGUGCAUUGUCUAACUUCUAAAAAAGACAGCACAAAAGUUAAGAUCUUAGAAGUACUAACCGUUGAAAGAGAUAUUUCAUUCAUCUCUAUAACAGAAACCUGGCUUCGGCCAAGGGUCUUAGAUGAAGAAAGAGAUAUUUUUUCCACUGAGGAUGAGAGAGAGAGAGAGAGAGAGAGAGAGAGGAGGUUGCGUCGAUACGUCCAGAAAAAAUGCGACACUUUCAUUCUCAUUUGCCGUUUGUUGUUGUUAGCCGUCAUUAAGCGUGGAAUUGUCCGACCAUUCGGACACGAGUACAGUGAGUUACCCUAAAAACAAGUAAAUCCGCGAAUAUCACUUUCAUUGGAAUGGAUCUGGGUCCCUCAACACCCAUUGCCUCCACCUCCAAGGGUGUACGGGUGAAGUCAGGCCGCAAAUCCGAGGCAACCCCUCCUAAACGGUCGUCGCGUUUGGCCGCAAAAGGGGACCAGCGGAUUGGUCUUAAUGAGCCUUCGAUUCCUGAUGUGCCAAAGAGGACCAAGCGUCGUCGUACUCACCCAAUUUCUUUGCCCACGGUACCAACGUCGGAUGAGGAUGACGAGGACGAUGCGGACGACAACGACGACGAAGCUGACGAAUCCCCGAAUGAAGAUGAAUUCGACCGCCCCCGUACCCUCCAUCCUCCUCGUCCCCGGAACCUGGGCCAUAAGGCAAUACCAUCUGGCCCACUGCCGAUCCCGGUUAUUGACGAGGAUGAAUCAAGUAAUUACGAUGAUUCUGAUUUGGAAUGGCUCACCGAUGAAUCCGACGUGGAACUUCCCCGGGGAGAAAAGUCAAAGAAGAAGACUCGUCCUCCACCAACCGGCUUUUGGAUUGGUCGAGGCAAGGCACCAACCACCAUGGGAAAAAUUGCGGGCUCCCAUGAGAAGUUUCAUGAACGGAAAUUAGAGGCCCAGUGCAAAGUGAGGAAUGUUGAGUUGCGAUGCAAAGGAACAAUUGCCAUUGCUCGUUUUGCCUCGUCCCAUACUUUGAUGGGCUUUCAGUGGCGCGAGGCGCGACGUCUCUGGCGAUUCUUAGAUGGUCAUGUUGGGAAAGAGGGGCAUUCCAUUUCCCAACAACUCGGUGCCGUGUUGCAAAUUGGAGUUAGUGCUGCGAGACACGAGGUGGCAAUGGCAGAGGUGUUUGAAGAACACGGUCUCGAGGUUAUGGAAGGUGUGGAAGGCCACACUUCUUCCGAUCCUCUUUAUGCUGACCGAACUGAAUACGUCUUCAGACAGAUUAAGAAAGCUAAGGUGGAGGAUGCUCUUUUACGUGGAAAGGUGUCGGCUAUUCCUCCCCUUCAGAAAGUGUCACCUGGGCACUUUUCUUUACCAUCUACCAGACGCCGACCCUUUCAUAGGGGAACCCGGGGAGGCCAAUACCGCCAGUCUCCGCCCAAGCCUCCUGUCGGGGCCGGUGCUACACCUGCGCGUCACCUCAUCUCUAUUCAAGGGAUUGUCCAAAGAAACGAGCCCCCAAAUAAGGGGAGGACAUGAUUUGCUAUUGAUGAUUUUAUUUUAAUUACUUAAUUCACCAUUGGUUAAUACUUGUCCAUCGAAUGUGUCUUCCAGAAUAAUGAGAUAUUUUCUUUGUGAUUACAAAUUAUUUAUUAUUUAAACUUGAUUCAUAGGUUUGGAAAC